AUGACUCUCAAAGAAGACGGUUUCGAAUCCUCCGCCGCUUUCGACGCGAUCAACGCUACUCUCCAGGGCGACGAGGCCGAGCGCAAGGAGGCUAUCAAGAAUGCCCAAACUGUCGUUGCUUUCCAACUGAAGAACGACGCUGGCAAGGAAGAGAGCUGGCACCUCGACCUCAAGGAGAACGGCGUCGUUGGCAAGGGUGCUGCUCCUCCUGGUAAAAAGGCCGACGUGACCCUUCAGCUUUCGGACAAGGACUUUGGGUCUCUGGUUUCCGGCAAAGCCAAUGCCCAGAGACUCUUCAUGGGAGGCAAGCUCAAGAUCAAGGGCAACAUCAUGAAGGCCACCAAGAUGGAACCCGUUCUGAAGAAGGCCCAGGGCAAGGCCAAGCUAUAG
Molecule: messenger RNA, 390 nt
Organism: Aspergillus mulundensis
Lineage: Eukaryota; Fungi; Ascomycota; Eurotiomycetes; Eurotiales; Aspergillaceae
Product: SCP2 sterol-binding domain-containing protein
Exons: 3
Coding region: 1-390 (129 amino acids)
Cellular component (GO): cytosol
Source: RefSeq, a predicted model, not a curated record